This is a messenger RNA of Leishmania braziliensis MHOM/BR/75/M2904, 891 nucleotides long. Its product is annotated as putative serine/threonine-protein phosphatase PP1. NCBI's taxonomy places the organism in Eukaryota, Euglenozoa, Kinetoplastea, Trypanosomatida, Trypanosomatidae. The transcript has a single exon. Gene Ontology annotation, cellular component: cytoplasm; nucleus. Bases 1 to 891 code for a protein of 296 amino acids. The record is from RefSeq and is a predicted model, not a curated record. Gene Ontology annotation, molecular function: protein serine/threonine phosphatase activity.
AUGUCCCCUGAGGACGCCUCCAUCUACACAUUAGUGACGAGCAUCCUGGCAGAGUGGCGCAGUGGCGUCACUCUACUGAAGGAGGAUAUCAUUCGCUUAAUCCUACGUCGUGUGCGUCCCAUCCUCAUGAGCCAGCCGAUGCUCGUCCGCACCGAGGCGCCGAUCAACGUCUGCGGCGACAUACACGGCCAAAUUACAGACCUCGUUGAAAUCUUUAAGGCGGGUGGGCUGCCUCCCAACUCACGCUACCUCUUCCUCGGUGAUUACGUGGAUCGAGGCAAGUACGGGACGGAGGUGAUCACGGUGUUGCUGGGGUUGAAGGUGCUGUACCCAAAGCGCAUUUAUGUUCUCCGUGGAAACCACGAGACGGACAGCAUUUGCCGCAUCUACGGCUUCUUUGACGAGGUGAAGCGCCGCUUCAGCGUGCGCCUCUUCAAGGAGUUCACCGAUGUGUUUAACUGUCUUCCCGUGGCGGCGUUGAUUGAGGAGAUUGCGUUGUGCAUGCACGGCGGUCUCAGUCCUGAGCUGCGGCAUCUGCGUCAAAUUGAACAGAUCUACCGGCCGUUGGUGGUCCCCGAUGAGGGACUUGCCUGCGAUAUUCUCUGGUCCGACCCGGAGGAGGGUUCAUCUGGCUGGCAACCAAGUGAGCGCGGUGUUAGUUUUACCUUUGGUGAGGAUGUAGUGAAACGCAUGUGCGACAGCCUCGGUAUCGAUAUUGUUCUCCGAGCCCAUCAGGUAGUGGAUGAAGGCUACUCAUUCUUUGCCGGCAGGCGCCUCGUCACCAUUUUUAGCGCGUCCAACUACUGUGGCGAGUUCACGAACAGCGGUGCCAUGAUGCUGAUGGACGAAAACUGCAUGUGCAGCUUCCAAAUUUUUAAGCCUGAGUACUAA